UCGGGCUUGUAAUGGCAGGCGGGGCGAAUCGGCACAUGUUGAAGACCGCUUUUUCAUGGUUUUCCAAGGCUGCAUUGUGGAUAAAGUGGAUAAAAUUGCGAGUUAUUUACCCCCUCGUCGCUGGUACGACAAGUAUAACACGAGUGGUGCCAAUUCUUUCUUCUUUUUGGAAUGGAUGGAGCGAGCUCAAGAGCGUUCAGAAGCAUACAAGGGACAAGCUGAUAGGUUGCUGCUGAAUUGGAUUGAAACGAUACAAGCAAAAAGUUGCGGUCUUUGGAACCAAUCUCUGAUAGUUGAUUCAGCUUCCCUGGCUAGCAUUGCUAAAUCAUGGCUUAGGCUAUUCGAAGACGAAACUCAGGUCGAGACGGAAGAAAUUCGCCAGUUCCACGCUGCCUGUCUUCCUUCAUUCGGGAUUGGUAUCGCGAGGCGUGGUCACUUCUGCCUUAUCCCUCGAUUUGCAGCAAGUCACGACUUGGUGUGCAUUCCUUACGGGAGCAAAGUUCCUUUAUCUUCAGGGAAAUGAGUGAUAGUCAUUUGAAUACUGGAGGAUGUUACGUUCAAGGUGCUAUGAAUUGGGAAGCACUUGCGCGGAUGGAGAAUCUCCUGGGAGGCAGAGAAGUUUCCUAGAGAGAUAAGUCCAUCCAAGAUUCGAAGAGCAAACGCAGGCGUAGCCUCCUGCUUCGGAAUAUGUACCUGUGCGCUUCGUAGAGAACAGUUAAUCGCUGGAAUGGACCUGAAGAUAAAGACAUAGAAACAGAAG
This is a messenger RNA of Hyaloscypha bicolor E, 760 nucleotides long. RefSeq lists its product as uncharacterized. Lineage: Eukaryota; Fungi; Ascomycota; Leotiomycetes; Helotiales; Hyaloscyphaceae. The coding region runs from base 56 to 523 and encodes 155 amino acids. The transcript has 2 exons. The record is from RefSeq and is a predicted model, not a curated record.